Molecule: messenger RNA, 177 nt
Organism: Dicrocoelium dendriticum
Lineage: Eukaryota; Metazoa; Platyhelminthes; Trematoda; Plagiorchiida; Dicrocoeliidae
Source: the annotation of a GenBank genome assembly
AUGCUUCAGUUAUAUGCCCAUAAACUAAGCUCAGAAGAGCUCCGCACCCGCGUACUGAGUCAGUUGGAAAAAGUCGUCUCUUGGAUAACACGACAUCUUGAACGAACGUGCGACCGAAGAAUUGUUGCUUAUUCAGCUGCUCCACUUAUAUUACUAUUUUCUACACCAACCUUAUGA